Messenger RNA from Pyricularia oryzae 70-15, 1161 nucleotides. Its product is annotated as leucine carboxyl methyltransferase 1. The record is from RefSeq and is a predicted model, not a curated record. Gene Ontology annotation, molecular function: protein C-terminal leucine carboxyl O-methyltransferase activity. NCBI's taxonomy places the organism in Eukaryota, Fungi, Ascomycota, Sordariomycetes, Magnaporthales, Pyriculariaceae. The transcript is spliced from 3 exons. The coding region runs from base 1 to 1161 and encodes 386 amino acids. Gene Ontology annotation, biological process: C-terminal protein methylation.
AUGCAGCCUCUACCCGUCAGGGAAGCACAGGCAUUCUUUGAGCCUCAAUGGGGCUCCUUACAGCAAGGGUGCAUGCAGGUCGUUUACGUAGGAGCGCGGGGUGGUGGGGGAUUUCGACAACGGCGGGGCGGCGGCGGCGGUGUCGCACAGUCGGCGGCCGGACACGAUGCGACCGUUCAGGGUACAGACACGGAUGCCGCAGUCUCUCGGUCAAGCGCCGUGGGUCUUGGCUAUCUUGACGAUCCCUUUGCGCAGUAUUUUGUGCAGAAUGCUGUUGGCCCUUCGAGUCGCAGAUUGCCAAUUAUCAACAGAGGCACAUAUACACGCACCGCCGGCCUUGACGUUCUCGUCGAUCGUUUUCUCGGCGUAGCCGACGGUAGCCAACGGCAACAACAACAAGGCCAGGAACCCCUACAGAGGCAGAUAAUCUCACUCGGCGCAGGAACCGACACCAGAAGCCUGCGUCUUCUCAACCGGCACGGUGCUGCUGGCAUCGUCUACCACGAAAUAGAUUUCCCUCUGAUCUGCGCCAAGAAGCUCAACAUCGUCAAGGCCACUCCCGCCCUGAGAAACCUUCUCACCGACCCCCAGGUCGAGGACGAUGGCUCUUGGCAGUGCAGCACGCCCAACAACGGCCGCUUCUGGUGCCACGGUCUCGACCUCAGGAAGCUGACCUCGCAGCAGCAGCCUGAUGCAUCGGUCGACAUCAAGGGUCUGAGGACGGACAUCCCCACCCUGAUCAUCUCCGAGUGCUGUCUUUGCUAUCUGCAGGUGUCCGAGGCCAAGAGUGUAACAAAGUGGUUCUCUGAUCGGAUACCAAGCCUCGGCAUCGUCAUCUACGAGCCCACCAAGCCCGACGACCCGUUUGGCAAGACCAUGAUAUCAAACCUCGCGGCCAGGAGUAUUUCAAUGCCCACCCUGUCAAUCUACAGGCAGCCAGCAGACCAGGACACCCGGCUGCGAGACGCGGGCUUCGAAAAGGCGAGACACAUGACUGUGAAGGACAUCUGGUCGCAGUGGGUAGCCCCCGAGGAGAAGGAGAGAGUUGAUCGCCUGGAAGGGCUGGAUGAGGUCGAGGAAUGGGACCUGUUGGCUGGUCAUUAUGUUGUCGCGUGGGCAUGGAGGGGGCUAGGUUUCGAGCCAUGGGAAAAUCUCAGGUAA